UGGAUUGCAGCGAUUCGUGGCAUAAGCUAACGUUGACAGACACAUGUAUAAAUACGCAUUAUUUAUGGGCAAGUUAAUGGAUACGGGCGUAUGUCUUGUUUAAGUCGUAAGUUAACUUUUCAAAGUAGGUUAACGGUUAAGAUAGUUAGCGGCCAACUAGCUUUCAAGGCUAACAUACUGUAGGCUUUGAGUUCCAAUAGUAGUGAAGCAUUUUCCGACAACCCCACCCACGCCUUAUUUCUAUUGGCCGGGAGUGGCUGGAGUCAUUUGUCGUCACCCAGUUUGAGGCCUGUGAAUGGCUAUGCAAACGUCAGUCAUCUUUUCACCACUUGUUGCUAGGGAGAUUGUUUGAUGUUAGCCAUGGCGGAAGUGGGUAGUCAAAAUACAAGUAGAGGUACCUGUCACUUUUUAGGGUAAACAGAGAUGCUAUCUAACUAGCAAAUGUGGCGACACGUCAUAUCACUGCUACUUUAUGUUAUGUAAAUAGGCGAUCAUACACGUGUAAUAGCAGCAGCUGGAUCUCAAAACACAGAGUAGCUAACAGCUAACGUCAUAAGGACGAAGAUAGGCGCAGCUGUGCGAGAGGAGGGAGGGACCCUGCCUGUCACCUAACGUUGUCGUUGUUGCGUGUGCUAGUCAGUCCAGGGAGCUUUCUCGACUCUUUCAUUCACCUUCAGCAGCACCCAUAAGAAGUAGUUGUCCUGUAAAGGGUGGGGUGAUGCGUAAAACUCUGUGUUCCUCAUCUCUGGUCUGCUGAAUUUCCGAGAACGGAAAGGCAUUGCGCGGUGCCAGCCGACAUCACUUCUGUCUAGUCUUGGGAGGAUGGAGUGGUUGCAGUGAGCUAGCAAGUCCUUUUUUCAUUUACAUGUGCGAAAUGCAAAUGUGUGUAGGAAUGGGAAGAUGAGAACCUGAUGAAGAACAAAGCUUUGAGCACAGACUGGACUCUCUCAGAGGAGAAACCCCAUCUUGGACCUUACAUGCCUUUUAAACGUUCAGACUCCUGUUGAAGACCCUUUCCCCUCACUAUCUGUAACCACUUUUUAUGUUCAUGUAUGCAAGUAAAGAAGUAUUGAUCCAAGGUAUUUGGGCCCAUUUUUGUUUUUAUUUUUUACUUUCACCUUUUGUUCCUUUGUAAAGAAAUGCUUUACCUGAAAAAGUACUUCACAGAGGGCCUGAUUCAGUUCACCAUCCUUCUGAGUCUCAUUGGGGUGCGGGUGGACGUUGACACCUAUCUGAACAAUCAGCUCCCCCCACUGAGAGAGAUCAUCCUGGGCCCUAGCUCAGCCUACACGCAGACACAGUUUCACAACCUGCGCAACACGCUGGACGGCUAUGUCAUCCAUCCAAAGAGUGUGGACCUCGACCAUUUUUUCACCACUCGACGGCUGCUGAACCAGGUGCGCCAGCUGGAUCGCCUUUCUGUGCCCAGUACCGAGCUCAACACCUGGCUAGUGCAUCGUGACUCUGAAACUGUGGUGUCCACCAGUAGCCAGUCCAGCCCCAGCAUCACCCUGGACAAUGGGGCCGGCCUAGAGGACGUUAACAACCCUGACGCUACCCUGGCCAUGAGGGGAGGAAGUGGAGCACCUGAAUCCACGUACAACCUGAACUCAGCGGACAGCAGCCUGGGAGCUGUGGCCCCAGAGGGCAACCAGGAGCAGAGCAGCAGGGAGGGCAAUGACGACCUCACCAAAGAGGACAUUGACUUGAUUGACAUCCUAUGGAGACAGGACAUCGACCUUGGUGCAGGAAGAGAAGUUUUCAACUACAGUAACCGUCAGAAGGAGAGUGAGGAGGAAAAGCCAAACCCCCAUGAAAACAAAGACGGGAAUGAGGAACAAGAGAGCUGGAGAAACGGAGUGAACUUACAAGAGGCUCAGCCAGUGGACGGGGAGACGGGAGAAAGUAUUCCAGAGCAGCUCCCAGGUAUCGGCUCACAGACUUCGCUGUCUCUGCAAGAGUGCUUGAGACUGUUGGAGGCCACUUUCCCUUUUGGAGAAGAAUCUGAGUUUCCAGCCCCAGUUGUCACCCCAGAAAUACUUUCCAAUGAAGAAUCUCCUUCCACAUCUCAGGGCCUCCCUCUGGCACCACAGCUGCCCCCAGCAGAGCCACAGUUAGACCUGGAGCAGCAGUGGCAAGAUAUCAUGGCCAUCAUGGAGCUACAAGCAAUGGAAGUGAACAAUACUUCACUCAACUCCAACUCCAGCAGUAUCAAUGGCACGACUGGGACACCUGAAUCAAACACAGCAGGAAACUUUGAACUUUCUACUGGCUCAACACCAGUAAACCAGGAUGUCAGCCUCCACCAGGCCUCCCUCCCCAGCUGCAGCCAAGACUUCCCCCAGAUGUUCAACCCCCAGCUGGGCUCUGUUAGCAUCACUCCAAGAACCACCAUGCCCAGAAUUUCUGCCAGCAACUCCAGCAACAUCAACUCCACGUUUGGAGCCACUAACCUGACCGGGAUCUUUCUCCCACCGCACAUUAAUAGCUCUAGUAACAACAUAACAUCCACACCUGUUCUGCCAGAUCCAUUCAGCACCCUGCUGGAAGAGUCUAUGCUCGAUGAGAUCAGUUUGCUGGACCUUGCCAUGGAGGAGGGCUUCAGCCAGGCCCAAGCUUCCCAGUUGGAGGAUGAGCUUGACUCAGAUUCCGGUCUUUCCUUGGACUCAAGCCACAGCCCGGCCUCCCCAAGCAGCUCUGAGACCUCCUGCUCUUCAGCAGCAUCUUCCUCUUCAACAUCCGCCACCUUCUCUGAGGAGGGGGCUGUGGGCUACAGCACUGACUCUGAGGUUGCCACUGCAGAGACAGAGGAGGGUGCUGUUGGGGGUUAUCAGCCUGGAUACAGUAAGCUCUGCCGGAUGAGCUAUCAGGACCCCUCCCAGUUCCACGGCCUUCCUCAGCUAGACGGCAUCAGUCACAAUCACACUUACAACCUGCCACUGUCCUCUGCGUUCUCCGAGCACCCAGAUCUCCCCGUUUCAACUGGGAAGAAGACUGUCCGCGACAAGCAGCACUCAAAGCUUCAGCCUCAUCCGGACUUGCUGGACAAGCACGCAAGUCGCGAUGAACGCCGAGCCCGGGCCAUGAAAAUCCCCUUCUCCAACGAUAAGAUUAUCAACCUGCCUGUUGAAGAGUUCAAUGAGCUUCUAGCCAAGCACCACCUGAGUGAAGCCCAGCUGGGCCUCAUCCGUGACAUCCGCAGGCGAGGAAAGAACAAAAUGGCGGCCCAGAACUGCCGCAAACGUAAGCUGGACACCAUCAUAAACCUGGAGCAGGGCGUCCAAGACCUGAGGCGCGACAAGGCCCGUCUGCUGAAGGAGAAGAUGGAGUUCAUUCGCUCCAUCCGGCAGAUGAAGCAGAAGAUGCAAAGUCUGUACCAGGAGGUGUUCACUCAGCUACGGGACGAGGAGGGCCGGCCCUAUCCUCCCAGUGAGUUCUCGCUCCAGUACAGCGCUGAUGGCAGCGUGCUGAUCAUGCCCCGCGGCGUGACAACCGCUGAGCAGAACCGUAAGCCCGAGAAAAAACAAAAAGACAAGAAGAAGUGAGAGGUGCAAACUGCUGUUUAUCAUAUAACUUUGCUAAAUCAAUAAGAAAGAUUUCUGCAGAUGCAAGAGAGGUGUCCUUUUUUCCUUUAAGAAGAUUCUGGUGAGUAGAAAAAUUGUUGACUACUCUUCCUGCAUUAGUUUCUCCCUUUUCAUUCUGUUCCCACAUUAUUUACCUGGAAACAACUUUGAAGCGGAAGUAGCUCUUCGUUUGAGUACUGAUAUUUCAUUAUUCAGACGAGGGAAAACAAUAAGGAAGGAGAGGAGGGAUAUAAAAGGACACAAAAUGAGCUAUUAGAGAAGUUUUAGCUGCUCUCGAUCCUUUUGCGCCAAACCACUGAGGACGGAGAAGAUUUGCAGGGUGAAACAAAGGAGCGGUAUCGAGAAAAGUGGGGGUAAAACAACACUGUCAGCGAGUAUGGCUGGAGUACCUAUGCACGGAAAGUUUUAAAAGACUAUCAGAUCACAUCCCACCCUGAAGACUUGUAGUGAUUUUCAUUGUCACUGAGGCUUUUAAGUUGCAAAUCUUCAGGCAAAAAACAGCAUCUAUGGUUGUGAGAGAUGAGAUACCAAAGGUUAACGGAAGUCCAUCGUUUUUAGGAUGCCAUUAACACCUAUACUAACCAAAGGUUGUAUGGUGCACACCGCUUGAUCCGAAUACAUCUUAAACGCUCAAACACUGCACUCUAAUUCUGUAGGUUUGUAUCGCAAAUUCCAGUUUUUGAGUCAGUUUGUUGGUUGCAUCCAAGUUUAGGAGGCCCUAAAGAGAUUGGGUUUGACAUGUGGAAGGAGGAUGUUGUAACGAGAAGGAGUCAGAGGCUGAGUGUUCCUGGGCUGGCCACUCCUAGAAGAGGCCUGGAGGUGAAGUCCUGCAAGAGGAGCAGAUGGAUGUUUUAGGGAGGAGGCACACUGCAUUGCUAAAUGUAUCAACUUCCUUAUAAAUUAUGCAUAGCACUGUAAUUUGUCUUUAAAAGGCUUGGCUGUAUGCAUUUUGCCGUGUCUGUCGCUAUUCCUUCGCUGCAGGUUUAAAUACAGGAGCUGCGUUUAGGAAGGCUCUUAUUAACUGUUCAUAAUCUGUAGUAUAAGCAAGGUUAUAGGUCUAGCCACAUCAGCUUUAUGUAAAAGUCUACACCAACAUUAUUUGAAAACUUCACGCAGAGUCGUGAUCUUAAGAGGAAUUCAACAUACUGUGAUGGGCCAGGAGCUCCAGAGGAGAGUACUGUAUGAUUAGCACCAACUCCAGGCUGUCACAGAUCAAAAUUAGGGAUUUUUUGUUUUGGUUUGUUCUGUUUUUUCCUCCUGGUCACCUUGUUUGACACAUUAGUUUAAACCGGGCUCAGUUAUCGCUGUGGUGUAGCAUUUUCCCUCUUCAGUAACUUGUUUGCCAACGUUCCCCCAGCCGGAAGCCACUGGAGGAAUUUUUUUUAACUGCUGUAAUGCUGAGGUGUUGUCGUAAAUAUUCUGAGUCCUAUGUUUCUCUGUGUUGAUGACAAAGUGAGCCGCGGUGUUACACGAGAUAAAAGUUAAUUGAAUGCGUGACAUGACGCCGUGUGUUGUGGCCACUUUGAUUUGAAUGCCUUUAUUUCACAAUCUCAUGAACCUUCACUUUAAAUGUUUUGAGGACAGAAGAAAAAUGUCCUCAAAGUAGAAGUGCUAUUACUUGUCUAUCUGAAUGAGGUUUGUCCGUACAUGUUAAAUCAAACUUUUUAGGAAAAAAAAUAGGUGAGGUGUUGCAGUUAGGAUAGAAUAUUUACCAGAGGCUGAACAGAACCCGCUACAUUAAGAUGGUGUCCAAAAAACAUCGUUUUGAAAGGAGAAAUGUCCUCAUAUAAUGUGAUAUUCAGGCAUGAAACUGGUUAACAUUCACUUCAGUGUAACCCAGUACCACACCAACUAUUUAGUACUGCUACUACUUAGUGCACUUUUUUUUGUCUGUCUUGUUAUGUAAAUAUUUUCAUGUUUGUGUUCGUCAUGAUUUACAUAGUUUGUCAAAGGUCUCCAUAACAGUCUCACCCUCUGCUUUGAGUUUGGAUGUAGUCCCCCUCUGUUUUGAGAUAUUUGCUGGCAAUCAAGAAUUGUUUCUAUUGAUUAAUAAAGUGUUUUUAUUUUCA
Scatophagus argus is the source of this 5653-nucleotide messenger RNA. RefSeq names its product nfe2 like bZIP transcription factor 1b (gene nfe2l1b). The record is from RefSeq and is a predicted model, not a curated record. Gene Ontology annotation, molecular function: DNA-binding transcription factor activity, RNA polymerase II-specific; RNA polymerase II cis-regulatory region sequence-specific DNA binding. The transcript is spliced from 6 exons. Gene Ontology annotation, cellular component: nucleus. Gene Ontology annotation, biological process: regulation of transcription by RNA polymerase II. NCBI's taxonomy places the organism in Eukaryota, Metazoa, Chordata, Actinopteri, Scatophagidae. The coding region runs from base 1140 to 3545 and encodes 801 amino acids.